Stylonychia lemnae is the source of this 1773-nucleotide messenger RNA. Lineage: Eukaryota; Ciliophora; Spirotrichea; Sporadotrichida; Oxytrichidae. The record is from the annotation of a GenBank genome assembly.
AUGCCUUAAAAUAAUAAAAUUCCAUAGAAAUCAUCACUUGAUGUAAGGCAGAAAUUAAAAAAGAAGCCAUUGAUUUAAGAACCUUACUUUAAUCAGAUUAAGCCAUAAUUGGAACCUCUGUUUGAUUCAUUAUUUAUUGCUAAGGAAGUCUUUGAAAUGUUCUAUGAUGAUAUUGAUAAUACUAUCAGGGAGAAAAAUCUUUAUAAGUAACUUCCUGACUAAGUCAUAGAUUAGUCAUAUGCAGUUAUAUUGUCAAUAGUUGGAAAGAAGCUUUCAUUCUAGGAUAAAAAUGACUACUACUACUACAAUUAUGAGGAUGAAAGCAUUGAGCCAAAAAAGAUACCAGUUAAUAUUAUUAAGAUCAAAUCAAUCAAGAAAGUGUCGAACUUUGAUAACUCCUUACUAUCUCCUAAGAAUAAACUCCAAUAGAUAAAAGAUGAAUUAAGAAAUUCGAGAAAUAGUAGUAAAUUAGAAUAGAUCUUAGUAAAAUAACAAGCAUUGACCGAUUACAUUAAGAAAGAGAAGUCUGAAGAGGAAUAAGCAAUUGAGAAUUUGAGAAAAUAAAUUGAGUUGAAAAAUGCUGAGCCUCAAGUAAAAGAAAAGCAGGAAAAGAAAAGACUGUUUUAAAUAACAAGAAAUGAAAAUGUAACUUCUGACUACAAAGGGAAACUGAUAAAAAUUUAGAAGAUUGACUAUGAAAAUGACUACUCAUUUUCGUUCAAUGACCAAGAUAAAUAGUAAUAAAGCAGAGAUUCUAGGCUAUCACAAAUUGAUUUGCUACCAAAAUUCAAAACACCAAGAAAUGAAACAGUUAGAAGGUUUAGACAUGAAUCAGGAUUGAAGUUGAAAAUGCCUUAAAAUCUCAGAACAUCAAGAAGCAAUCUUAGCAACUACUCUCAUUAACUGGAUAAUGCAAAGCUAGAUAAAAAUAACAUCAAAAUAUUUUAACAGAACUUUAAUAACUUAGAGUAGCUACUGAAUGAAUCCAUUAAAAAGCAAGAAGAAUCAGGAAAAAAUUUUGUUACUAAUCUUUCAGGAUAAGAUAACAAUAGCAAUAUGAUAGUUGGAACCCCAAAAGUUUUAAAAGAUAACAGCUCAAUGAAAAUUUAAUUCUCUAGAAAGCAAUUCUAAGAGUUUAGUGGUAAACUAAAUAUUUCCAAUGUAAAUGAAAGGGAUUCUAGUCCUAAUUAUCACUAAAAUAUAAAUGCCUUAGCAAAUAAUAAAUCAUACUUGUUUCUAAAUGACACAUCAUAUAUGAUGGAAGACACAAGGUUAAAUCAAACUUUUGAUUCAAUUGAUCCCUCUCUAAGAAGUAUACUUGAAACUAGAAAUAGUAAAUUUAGACUUCCCUCAAUAAAAUAAUUUAAUCAGAAUGCCCUUAACUUACUCUUAGAUUAAGAAUAGGAUAAGAGUAAAUUGAAGAUUUCUAGGAAUGAAUCAAACUAAAUAAAAUAUAAUUCAAACUUAAAGUAAAAUCAGUCUAGUCUAAUGUCACCACUUAAUGUCAAGCUUGCAAUUAUGGAUAACAGAAUUAAAAUGAUGAAGAAUAAAUCCUCAGCAAGAGUUCGUGCUCUAUCAAACUUAAAGGAUAAUAGUAGAAACCUUAGUAUUCAAUAUGAGCUUUCAAGUAUUAAAGGGGGUUUAGGCGAUGAAACUCGUAGCAGAAAUUAGCUUUUUAGUUAUGUAUCCAACGCUGAUUCACAUAAGGCCUUUGAAAUAUCGUAGAACUAUGAAUUUAAGUCUAUAAGAAACAAGAGUCACAAUAAAUUAUGA